This is a messenger RNA of Lytechinus variegatus (green sea urchin), 2485 nucleotides long. It is a transcript of the gene slc25a20, whose product is annotated as mitochondrial carnitine/acylcarnitine carrier protein-like. The transcript is spliced from 9 exons. The record is from RefSeq and is a predicted model, not a curated record. The coding region runs from base 181 to 1077 and encodes 298 amino acids. NCBI's taxonomy places the organism in Eukaryota, Metazoa, Echinodermata, Echinoidea, Temnopleuroida, Toxopneustidae. Gene Ontology annotation, cellular component: mitochondrial envelope. Gene Ontology annotation, biological process: mitochondrial transport; carnitine transmembrane transport. Gene Ontology annotation, molecular function: O-acyl-L-carnitine transmembrane transporter activity.
UUAGCUCUACCCUCGUCGUUUUUACUCGGUUCAUUUCUCCGACUGCGGCUUUCCCACUCUUCUUUACUGAUUACCAGUUUUUCACCUCCAGUUCAUCAACUAUUCCAAUGAUUUCAUGCACCUGACGGCAAAUCAUCAAUUAACGUUUCUUUUAUCGAGAGAUUGUGCAUACUUUCCAAAAUGUCAUCCGAUACAAGCCCACUCAAGAAUUUUCUCGCAGGAGGCUUCGGCGGUGUGUGUCUCGUCGCCGCUGGACACCCGUUAGAUACCAUCAAGGUACGACUUCAGACACAGCCUACUGGCCCAGGAGUAACUCCAAUCUACAAAGGAACAAUUGACUGUGCAGCAAAAAUUGUCAGACAUGAGGGGUUCCGUGGCUUGUACAAGGGGAUGUUCGCACCUAUCCUUGGAGUCACUCCAAUGUAUGCUGUCUGUUUCUUGGGUUACAGUGUGGGGAAGAGCCUGCAGACAGCAAGGCUUCCAAAUGGAGAAUUUGCACCUGAGCAACUCUUCAUGGCUGGUAUGUUAUCAGGAGUCUUUACUACAGCCAUCAUGGCACCUGGUGAACGUAUAAAGUGUUUAUUACAGAUUCAAGCAGCAUCUUCUGGUAAAGCCAAGUAUGCUGGACCCCUGGACUGUGCCAAGCAGAUCUACAGAGAAGCAGGUCUCUUCAGAGGGCUCUACAAGGGCACCAUGGCCACACUGCUCAGAGAUGUUCCUGCUUCUGGUACUUAUUUCAUGACCUAUGAACUCCUUAAGAAAGGUCUUACACCUGAAGGACAAAAGACGAGUGAUCUGAGUGUGUUACGUGUAUUACUAGCCGGUGGUAUGGCAGGUGUAUUCAACUGGAUGGUCGCUAUUGCUCCAGAUACACUCAAGUCAAGAUUACAAACAGCCCCCGAAGGCACCUACCCCAAUGGUGUGAGGAGUGUGUUUGCUGAACUGAUAAAGAAAGAAGGACCUGGAGCUCUCUUCAAAGGCAUCACACCAGUAAUGCUAAGAGCCUUCCCAGCCAAUGCAGCAUGUUUCUGUGGAUUUGAGCUUGCCAUGAAGUUUUUAACCUGGGUAGGAUUGUAGCACCGUUGCCGUCCUCAAACUGUUUUCCAGAGAUGAUGUAGAUCCAUUCAACACUUCUCUAGAAGCGAUGCAAUCUUUGAUAACCUGAAUUCCAGAGUGUACGUCCUAUAUUCUUGUGGUGGGUGGAGGAGUGUGGCGUUCAAGUAUGUGUGUAUGAUGUAAUUGAAGUGAAGGAAAUUUUUUCAUCUCAUGAGCCAGAGGUACACAUAACAGUUGGUGAUUUCAAGUUCGGUGAUGACCUUUUGGUGUUGAUUUUUGGUGUUGGUUUACGCCAGCACCGCACCAAACUUAAAGCGGGUCCUGGGAUUAAUCUUUCUAGGUGUUGAGCUAUUACCUAUGUGACUUUGAUCAUUUAUGCACCGAAACACUUAAAUUUGUAUUAAGGUGUUUAAGUUAGGGAAUGUGUACUAAAUUGUGCUUCUUACACCAACACCGAAAUUGACAUCACCCAACAUCUCUACUUGCUUCUUAGGCUCUCUGUUGUCAUUGAAAUUGUCAUCUUUUUACAUGAAUUUUCAAUUAUAUCACCUUAAAGGUGCUUGUUAUUAUAUAUAUAUAUACUACAUUAUAUGAUGUAAUUUCAAUUUGAUAAUACUAACAAAAUUACACUGAAGAGAAAUCUCAGGAAAUAACUAUAUAGGUGAAUAAGAAAAAUGAUAAAUGUCAUGAUAUACAUGUAGCUAUAAAACAUAUUUUCUGUUUAGUGCGUUAGAGUUCAUUAUUAACAAAAGGAUAUUGUGCAAUUAUAUGCCAUCUUUCCUCAUUACUUUAUUCGCAGUGAAUCAAAUGCAAUGCAAAUCCCAUGUUUACAUGUGACACUAAAAAAUUAUACUAAUAAGGCAACAGCCUUAUUUGGGAAUUCUUAGGUAUAUGACAAUAUAAUGUUUUGCAUUAUUUCUUAUCGGGGCUACAUCCCAAGUAUUGUUAUUGUUUGCUAUUGUGACAUAUAUUGGAAGCUGGUCAGUUAUGCCAUUUUUAAUUGUUUUUCAUGUGAUUAUCUAUAUGUCUGCUUAUAUCCCCCCCUGGAGUGUCAGUCUACAUUAAAGAAGGUAAAUGUGAAUAAUAUGUAUGAUUUUUUUUUCUUUUGCAUGUUCAUAUUAGUUUUAAAUCAUACUUUCUGAUUUGGUUGAAUUCGUUGGGAUGGCAUGUAUUAGGAAAUUAUUCUAUUCGUUUGAUAGAUGCAGACCAGCAGUGCCUCUUUUUACAACGAAUGAUAAGAUUUUGCAAAUAUGGAUGAAUGGAGGUCCAAUUCAAAGUCGACAUUUGUUGACAAGGAAAAAAUUGAAAGCUUUUUCGGGCCAUUACAUACAUGUAUGCAUGUUUCUACAACCCAACAGAGAUGCAAUUAGUUUGUAUGUAUAUUAGAUACAAAGAUUCAGAAAUAGCAAUGAAUACACCAUACAACUUC